This is a messenger RNA of Pectinophora gossypiella (pink bollworm), 2229 nucleotides long. RefSeq names its product epoxide hydrolase 3-like. The transcript has 6 exons. NCBI's taxonomy places the organism in Eukaryota, Metazoa, Arthropoda, Insecta, Lepidoptera, Gelechiidae. Gene Ontology annotation, molecular function: hydrolase activity. The record is from RefSeq and is a predicted model, not a curated record. The coding region runs from base 64 to 1092 and encodes 342 amino acids.
UGUUGCGGAUAGGACUAGACUCAGUCGUGCGUGUACCGUCGCGUGGGCAACACGCUUCACAAAAUGAGUGUCGCUACCUACAUGCAUCGCUGGUUCGUCAGCCUCCUACUUACCAUAUACUAUAGUAUUCUCGUCCUAGUGAUGUUCGUUACCACCUACCUGAAAAACCCCUUCUCAAACCCUUGGGCGCUGAAGCUGAAGUUAGAACCACCGACUUGCCUCACAGACCCGAAGUAUGGAGUUCACAAAUAUACUAAAGUCAAUAACAUAAAACUGCACUAUGUGGAGAGCGGCGACCCGUCCAAACCGCUGAUGAUCUUCAUCCAUGGCUUCCCAGAGCUGUGGUACUCCUGGCGCCAUCAGAUCGUAGAGUUCCAGAAGGAUUACUGGUGCGUAGCUUUCGACAUGAGAGGCUACGGUGAUUCGGAAAGACCUGAUGGAGUCUCAUCGUACAAACUGCAACUGCUGAUAGACGAUGUCAGGGACCUUGUGAAACAUUUAGGUAGGGAGAAGUGCAUAAUAGUGGCUCAUGAUUGGGGCAGUCUCGUGGCCUGUCGUUUCCGAGAUGUGUACCCUGACAUGGUCAGUGGGUUGGCUAUACUGGCUGGCUGUUCCCGGGAAGCUUUCUGUGAAGAGAUAUGGAACAAUCCUGAGCAGAGGAAGAAGUCAUGGUACGUGUUCAUGUUCCAAGCACCUGCGUUAGCGGAGAAAAUGAUGCAGAUGAACAAUAUGAGUGUGUUUGACAAGACGUUGCUGAGAGCAGGCUGCGACAGCGUCACACAACAGGACGUUGAGGCCUACAAGUAUUGGUUCGGAAAACAACACACCAUGACACCCCCAGUCAACUAUUAUCGCGCGAACUUCGAAUACACCUUGCCAGAGAAGCCUCGAUCAAGCGCCAAGAUUCCAUUCUUAGCAAUCCAUCCGGAAAAUGACUUCUAUCUAAACGCCACCCUACACGACCGAAUGAAAAACGAGUACGAGUGCAUAGAGACCACGAUUCUAAAAGACUGCGGACAUUUUUGCCAACAACAGGAACCGGCGAAAGUCAAUCAGCUGAUUAGAGACUUUCUCGCGAAGAAUAAUCUUUAAGAUUAAAUUUUACAGCAUUAACCUUGUAUAUUCCUAUUGUUUAACUUCAUUGUGAUUAUUUACUACACUUAUAUAACUACUUAAGUAUAUUAAUUUCAACAAUGUAUUCUAAAGGGUAGCUGGCGAGGAGUGGCUGUAUAUGUUACGGCUAAUAUCCGAAGUAUGUUUCCGCUAGAUGUGACGCGGGCGCGGGGCGGAAGGCUUGGCGGGACACGCAUCUAAGUUUUAUCCAACAGGGAUUGUCUGGACCUAGUUCUAGCCGGAAUGAUAUCGGAUAGACCUAGUUUUAUCCAACAGGCAAUGGCUGGACCUAGUUGUAGCCGGUAUGAUGAAGGCUAGACCUAGUUUUACCCGAAAACAAUCGGCUCAUACUAGGUUUAACCAAGAGUAAGUGGCUACACCUAGUUCUAACCGGCUAUAACUAGGUGUAGCCGCACUUUGGGUAUUAGCCGUAACAUAUAAGUAUACUAUACCCCUGCUAUAUGUGUGUAUAUUCUAAAGAGGUUACAUUUGUAAGUUUGUUUGUGUGAAGUUAAUCCCUGGAACAACUGAACUGAACUUUCACUUGUGGUAGCUUUUCAUUGGCAUUUGUUUGUAUUUUUAAGUAUUCAUUUUGUAAAAAAGGCUGUAAGCUACCCAAAUAAAAUAAAGACAAAAAAAAAAUGAAAAUUAUUUCACCGGUAGAAAGGUUACCCAAGUAAUAAAUAUUAUUCGUGAUUAUUAUAUUUCAUAACCUAUUAAGUCCACGUUGAAGGAGUCGCGGGCAGAAUGCUAGUUGUAAUUAAAGUUGAUUAGUCAUACUAGUUAUUCGAAUUGGUGCUAAGAUUUUACAUGUUAAAUUAUUUGAUAAUGAUAAUCAACAACCAACCAAAGGUAGGUAACCCAACCCCGUCAAGAACGGGAUACCGCUAGGGAAAUGAGAAUGAUGAUUUGAUGAUAACAACGACACAAAUAAUGUUUAAAAAAUAUUCGUAACUAUACCUAGCUAGUGGCCCACGAAAUUAUAAUAAGCCCUACAUGAGUAUUAUAUAAUUAGAAGGUAAUUGUGUGGAUCUAGUUUAUUUUGUUAGAAAACUGCGUACCUACUAUUAAGUUUCUUUGCAUUUGAUGUUUCACCUGAAUAAACCUUUUGUAUGA